AAGAAGAUUUUACCUCUUGCUAGUUUGUUGUGUGUGUUCAUAUAAAAAUUGUUUUUCUAUUUUUCUUUCAAUCAUGGAGAGUAGUAAAACAAACUCCUCCUCGUCACCGAAGGGUCGAGGAGUAAAUUUCUCGGCCCCGAGAAACUUUGCUGUUAAAUUUAGAUCGAAAUGUAAAGAAACCUUCUUUCCAGAUGAUCCAUUCAAACCGAUAUCGCAGGAGCCAAACGGUCUGAUCAAAACAAAAAAGACGUUGGAGUAUUUUGUUCCAAUCUUUGAGUGGCUCCCAAAGUACAAUCUGCAAAAACUAAGGUACGAUGUGCUUGCGGGAAUAACCAUCACCAGCCUUGCCGUUCCUCAGGGUAUCAGUUACGCUAAUCUCGCCAGUAUCCCUCCCAUUAUAGGCCUAUAUUCAAGCUUUGUGCCGCCAUUCGUGUACGCUGUGUUAGGAAGUUCGAACACUUUGGCGGUGGGAACAGUCGCAGCAUGCUCUUUGCUGAUCGCUGAGACAUUCGGUGAGGAUAUGUUGAAAACGGAUCCUAACCUCUACCUUCAUUUGAUAUUCACCUCCACUUUCAUCACUGGUAUAUUCCAAUUUGCUUUGGGCUUCCUCAGGUUGGGGAUAUUGGUGGAUUUCCUGUCACACUCGACCAUAACAGGCUUCAUGGGCGGGACUGCUAUCAUCAUUCUCCUCCAACAGCUUAAGGGCGUCUUUGGUUUAGUCCACUUUACGCACAAAACCGACGUCGUUUCAGUUCUCCACUCAGUUUUCUCCCACCGCCAUGAGUGGAAGUGGCAAAGUGCACUUGCUGGAUUCUGCUUUCUUGUUUUCCUCCAAUCUACUCGAUACAUCAAGAAGAUAAAACCAAAGCUAUUUUGGGUAUCAGCAAUGGGUCCAAUGGUGGUCGUCCUUGUGGGUUGCCUAGUUGCUUAUUUGGUGAAAGGAACAGAACACGGCAUCCAAACAGUUGGGCCUUUAAAGAAAGGAUUGAAUCCUCCUUCUAUUCAAUAUCUGAACUUCGACUCCAAGUAUCUACCAUUGGUUUUUAAGGCCGGAAUCAUCACAGGGCUCAUCGCUAUGGCUGAAGGGAUAGCGAUCGGAAGAAGCUUUGCUGUAAUGAAGAACGAACAAACGGACGGGAACAAAGAGAUGAUAGCGUUUGGUCUUAUGAACAUAAUUGGCUCCUUUACAUCUUGCUAUUUGACAACAGGACCAUUUUCAAAGACAGCAGUGAACUACAACGCAGGAACAAAGACACCAAUGUCAAACGUAGUGAUGGGAAUAUGCAUGAUGCUUGUGCUUCUCUUCCUUGCGCCUUUAUUCAGCUACACACCACUGGUUGGUCUCUCAGCCAUCAUAAUGUCAGCCAUGUUGGGCCUCAUCGACUACGAGGAGAUGUACCAUCUCUUCAAGGUUGACAAGUUUGAUUUCCUCGUCUGCAUGUCCGCUUUUUUCGGUGUCUCCUUCCUUAGCAUGGAUUACGGCCUCAUCAUUUCCGUCAGUUUUUCUGUCUUAAGAGCUUUGUUGUACGUUGCACGUCCCUCCACGUGUAAAUUGGGAAGAAUACCAAACUCGGUUAUGUUUCGAGACAUCGAACAGUAUCCUGUCGCCGAGGAGAUGCUUGGUUAUGUCAUUCUUCAGUUGGGUUCUCCUAUCUUUUUUGCCAAUAGCACUUACGUCCGUGAAAGGAUUUUGAGGUGGAUUCGUGAUGAGCCUGAAACCGUCGAAUUUCUUCUCCUUGAUCUCUCUGGAGUUUCAAGCAUUGACAUGACCGGGAUGGAAACACUACUCGAAGUACAGAGAAUCCUUGUAUCACAAUGCAUCAAGAUGGUGAUAAUAAACCCAAGAUUUGAAGUCCUAGAAAAGAUGAUGUUAUCACAUUUUGUAGAGAAGAUAGGAAAGGAGUAUGUGUUCUUGUCCAUUGACGACGCCGUUCAAGCAUGCCGAUUUAAUCUUUCCACCGCCAAACCCGAACCGUGUAUUUAGUUAUUUAGUUAUAAUAAAAACCGUAAUUUGGGUUCAGAGCCGUGCUUAAUGAACAAAAAAUA
Eutrema salsugineum is the source of this 2046-nucleotide messenger RNA. RefSeq names its product probable sulfate transporter 3.5. The record is from RefSeq and is a predicted model, not a curated record. The coding region runs from base 74 to 1984 and encodes 636 amino acids. Lineage: Eukaryota; Viridiplantae; Streptophyta; Magnoliopsida; Brassicales; Brassicaceae. Gene Ontology annotation, molecular function: secondary active sulfate transmembrane transporter activity. Gene Ontology annotation, cellular component: membrane. The transcript has 10 exons. Gene Ontology annotation, biological process: transmembrane transport.